AAGAUUGUGUUUGGUGAAAUCGCGUGUUGUGCAAUCUUGAUUGUUUUCUUUGUUCCUGUUGGUAUGCACUGGUGUUUAGAAUGGAAGAGGUUUGAGUUCUUAUUUGGCAAUUAUAUACAGUGCGAGAAUGAGCACAUAGCUUGCCAUAGUUGCUGCUCUUCGUCUUCAAGUAAAUGUAAAUCUUGUGCUCCAUCUGCCAGCUUUAAGCGCUGCCAAAUCCUCGAGAAAAUUAUCCAGUCGCUUGGAGGAUCAUGCAAAUAUCUGAAAUACGGGCCUUGUUCAUGCCCAAUCGAGGGCUGCAACUACUAUGGUCCACUGAUGCAGCUAUCCAUGCACUUGAGCGGCCAACAUAGAGAUUCUAUCACAUGCUUCAGGUACAAUAAGUUGUACUCCAUUACCUUGAGAUAUGACGAAAGGUUCUGCGUUCUUCAAGAAAUGAGUGAUGGAGACAUAUUUCUGGUCGACAAUGUCGAACAUGAUAUUGGGAAUAUGGUCAGUGUUAGCCGGAUAGGACCUUACACGUUUAUCAGUCCCUUCUCAAUUGAACUUAAGAUUGAAGCUGUCAAAUGGGUCCACUGGGAUCAACUCUCACUGAGGCUUUCGUGUAAAAUAGAAAGCAUUCGCAGCCGGGUAGGUUACCAGCCUUCAACCAGAGACUUUCUUCUUGUUCCAAGUGGAUAUUUUGAAGGGGGUGAGGAAUUUGAGUUGCUGUUCCGCAUAUCUCGUGCUGACGUCUGACUCGGUGGAUUUCCCUUAUGGAUUUUGUUUUAGUUUCACGUUCUACAGAUGUUCUACAGACAUUUUUGUUUUGCAGCAAAUGUAUAUGGAUGACAUAACUAGUAGCAGUUCUGAAUGACCAUGGAAGUUUUUUGUUUA
Molecule: messenger RNA, 876 nt
Organism: Morus notabilis
Lineage: Eukaryota; Viridiplantae; Streptophyta; Magnoliopsida; Rosales; Moraceae
Product: E3 ubiquitin-protein ligase SINA-like 10
Exons: 1
Source: RefSeq, a predicted model, not a curated record